AUGCACUCGAUGCGACAACGCUCCUGCGACAUCUUCGCCUCGACCGUGUCGGCCUUACUCGUCACGGCAGUUCUAACGGCCACCUCGACGAUUUUACGAGACCUGGUGUUGCGCCCGCGUCCGCUGGUCUCGGGCGUGCGUGUGUCGAGCUUCUCGGCACUGUACCACGUGCGCAGCCCUACGCUGCUGUCUCCGGAGAUCCCUGAUGCGGCCAUCUACUACCGCCCCAGCACCGGCAGCGACGGCCACAGGACCGCGGCAAAGCAGCUUCCGUCGAAUAUCGAGAUCGUGGACACGGUGGAUCGGCCUGAGGACAGCGAGGAAGAUCGCCAGCGCAAGAUGUGGCAGCGGCAGCGCUUACCGAAAGGCUUCGAACUCGGCAUACGCACCAUCGAUCGCGUCGUGCUGUAUCUUUCUGGCUCGGUGGACUUCUCUCCCUGCUGGGACUGGAACACGAAAGCCAUCUACGUCUCCUUCAUCGCGCGGUUUCCGUCGAAGUCGGCGCCUCAGAACGACGUCGUCCUGCUCGAUGCGGUACUGCGCCCGGUGUCGCUGCCAGCGAAGAUCGCGCGGUUGGCGAAGCUGCGUCGCCAAGAGCGGCGAGCCGCGCUACCAGGAAGCCUCAACGAGAGAGCAACGGGGGAGGCCGGGGCCUCUCCCGCCGCGACGAUGUUGGCAGACGAAGAGCGGCAGCAGCUCGCUGCCUUUGAGCAGACUCUGCGCAAUGUCGAACACGAUCACCCCUCCGUGUACAUUGACCAUAUCGACAAGCGGCUCGUGUUGAAUAACUCAUUCAAGUACUUUGUGGACGCCUUUGACGACACCUCUCUCGGAGGCAACACAGUUGAGGUGGUGCUGCGCUACCAGGUGAUGAGCUACUCCGGCUGGGCACCCGUGCGGGAGGAUGUUCUUGGGCACCAGGUAAAAGUAAAGAUGCCAGAGAAUGCUGUGCUGUGGAAGGCGCAGCAGUGGUGA
Molecule: messenger RNA, 975 nt
Organism: Leishmania major strain Friedlin
Lineage: Eukaryota; Euglenozoa; Kinetoplastea; Trypanosomatida; Trypanosomatidae
Exons: 1
Coding region: 1-975 (324 amino acids)
Biological process (GO): protein targeting to ER
Cellular component (GO): membrane; signal peptidase complex
Source: RefSeq, a predicted model, not a curated record